UUUUUUGGAUAUAACUUUUUUAAUUACGACUUUUUAGUAAUUUCCGCUAAACAAACCGGUUUGACAAAGUUUGGCCCCUAUUCCGGAUUAGGGUUUCUCCCUUUACCAAUCGCUCCCAAAUUCACGUUCUCCUCCAAGCAACCUUCUCCUUUAAUCGCCGAACCAAACAACAGAGUGAAAAUGAGUUGCCAAAACUCUCUGAGCAAUCAUUGUUCUAGAACAUACUGGACGCCGACAAUGGAACGAUACUUUAUCGAUCUCAUGUUAGAGCAUGUCCACAGAGGAAAUAGAAUCGGCCACACGUUUAAUAAGCAAGCCUGGACGGAUAUGCUAGCUGUCUUCAAUUCGAAAUUCGGAUCGCAGUACGACAAAGAUGUGUUGAAAGGCCGUUACACGAAUCUGUGGAAAUUAUUUAAUGAUAUUAAAAAUAUCCUUAGCCAGAAUGGAUUUUCUUGGGACGAAACUAAGCAAAUGGUGGUGGCUGAUGAUUACGUGUGGGACACGUAUAUCAAGAUUCAUCCAGAAGCAAGGCCUUACAAAACAAAACCCGUGCUCAAUUUCGACGAUUUGUGUUUGAUAUAUGGUUAUACAGUUGCCGACGGCAGAUACAGUCGAUCAAGUCAUGAUGUAGAUGCUGACUAUGAUAUCCAAGGAGCGAGCUUUGGUGACUGUAACAGUAGCGUAGCUCCUUCGUGUAGUUCGAGGACAGAGUGGACCCCGGAUAUGGACCAAUACUUCAUGGAGCUGAUGUUGCAACAGAAAGAAAGAGGCAAUAAGCUCGAAAAUACGUUCACAAGGCAAGCAUGGACUGAUAUGCUCGCGUUUUUUAAUGCAAAAUUUGGAUCCGAUUGUAAUAAACGAGUUUUGAGGCACCGAUAUAGAAAAUUGUGGAAGUAUUAUAGCGAUUUAAUGACAUUGGUUAAACAAGAAGGUUUCUGUUGGGACGAGAAACGGGAAAUGGUGAUGGCUGAUGGUGAUGUUUGGGAUUCGUAUUUAAAGGCACAUGCACAUGCUCGAUUUUAUAGAGACAAAGUCUUUCGAAGCUAUAACAAGCUGGCGUUGGUAUUUGGGGAGAUGGUCUGUAAGGAAAGCCGAAGCGAUGCUAAAAGUGAAGUUGUAGUUGCAAAAGGCAAUGAGCGUUCUAGAACAUACUGGACCCCACCAAUGGACCGUUUUCUUAUCGAGUUAAUGCUCGAGCAAGUACACAGAGGAAAUCGAAUCGGGCUGUCAUUUAUCACCCAAGCAUGGAAAGAAAUGGUCGAAUCAUUCAACGCAAACUUCGAAUCCAGUCACGAUAAAGAAGUUUUGAAAAAUAGAUACAAGCAUUUCAAGAAACAGUACAAUGAUGUCAGCAUCCUCUUACAGCACAGUGGCUUUUUAUGGGACGAAAGCCGAGAAAUGGUGACAGCUGAAAAUCACGUUUGGGAUGCUUAUAUUAAGGCACAUCCAGAUGCCAGGUCAUACAGAGUUAAGACUGUGCCAUGUUAUCACAAAUUACGCGUAAUAUAUGGACAAGAUAAGUUUGACGGGUCGUAUGUACGUCUCGUUGACAGCAUGGAUCCAGCUGUUGGAAGUUCUUGUGUGGAAAUAGGCAAUGGGAACGAAGAAGAAGCUGAUGCUGGUGCAAAUUUCGUAAUAGAUUGGACACCGCAAAUGGAACGUUAUUUUCUCGACCUUAUGUUGGAGCAGGUGCAAAAUGGUAAUAAGAUCGAUAAUGAAUUUAGCGAGCAAGCUUGGUUUCACAUCACUCUGUCAUUUAAAGAAAACUUCGGUCCACAAUACGAGCAGAACUUUCUAGAAACUCGUCGUUUGAGUUUAAUGAAACAAUAUAUUGAAAUCACUAACAUCCUCAAUCAACAAGGUUUCAUGUGGGAUGAAUCUACACAGACAAUUACAGCUGGCAUCGAAACUUGGGAAUCGUACACCAAGGAGAAUCCAGAGGCAAUUUCAUAUAGAGAUAAAGUCAUUGGAUAUUACGGUGAAUUGUGUAGUAUUUUCGGGACAAGUGAAUUAGUUGACACAAAAUUGAUGUGUGACCUUCCUAUAAACAUCAAAAUUGAUGAAUACUCGGGAGAUUUUUCAGGGGCAUUUUUGGAAAGUGAGAUAUACGAUCAAGCGAAGAAACGGCCACCAUCUACGCCUAUAGCUUUGGAGUGUCGAAUUAAAUCACAAAAAACAGGGGAGAAGAAAAAGGUGCACGGGGAUAUUACCAACACCACAAGUGUAGGGAAUAAUUACUCUGCAUUAGAGAGUGCUAUAGAUGCUCUCCAAGCCAUACCUGAUAUAGAUGACGAGAUCUUAUUGGACGGUUGUGAUCUGUUGGAGGAUGAGAGGAAGGCAAAGACGUUUUUAGCCCUGGAUGCCUCUCUCAGGAAGAAAUGGCUGCUUAGAAAGCUGGGGCGUGGCUCGUAAUUUGUAAAUAUAUUGGUCUCGUAGAUUUGAGCUUGUUGCAUACAGUUUGUAGAGAAAAAACGAGGCGAAUUACACAAAAAUACUCUUUAAGUCAUUUGAUUACAAAAGUAACACAUAAUCUGUAAUGAGAAAUUGGCGAAUGUAUC
This is a messenger RNA of Erythranthe guttata (spotted monkey flower), 2558 nucleotides long. RefSeq names its product Myb/SANT-like DNA-binding domain protein. Lineage: Eukaryota; Viridiplantae; Streptophyta; Magnoliopsida; Lamiales; Phrymaceae. The record is from RefSeq and is a predicted model, not a curated record.